This is a messenger RNA of Mycena indigotica, 339 nucleotides long. RefSeq lists its product as uncharacterized. The transcript has a single exon. The coding region runs from base 1 to 339 and encodes 112 amino acids. The record is from RefSeq and is a predicted model, not a curated record. NCBI's taxonomy places the organism in Eukaryota, Fungi, Basidiomycota, Agaricomycetes, Agaricales, Mycenaceae.
AUGAAUCCCAAACCUUUCUCCCGUCAGCCCUCGGCAUCUCGACAUAGCCCGUCUCGCCACCCACCACCUUCCCUCUUCCGCCUUUUUCUCAUCGCUCUCCGCCUCGCGCUCGCCCAGAAGUACGACAUCCUUGCCUGGCGCGCGGCUGCACUGGCAGUGCGCGAACUCGCAUUCCGGGCCCAACCGCUGAGUGUGGAGGAGGGGAAGAAAAUAGGUGUGGACACUGUGCUCGCGAUUGAGGCCGUAAAACACGAGGUGUUGGCGAAUAUGGCGCAGUAUAUGGACGAGGGGAAGGUUGGGGAGCUGGUCGCGCGGGAGGUUGCGCGGAUGAAGGACUGA